UAAAGAUGAAAUAAAUAAGUUAAUUGUCAACAAAAAUAUUUAAAUAUAUUGAUUAAAUAUUGAAGUUGCCAGCGCUAUGAAGCGAUAUGAAGGGUUCAGUAUUUCUCCACCAGAAUAGUUAACUGUAGAAAUGAAAUGUGAAAAAUCCAAAUAAUAAAACAUAUAGGUCGGGUGCACAAGGUGCAAUUUACUUCACUUUAGUAGUAUAGAAAUGUCCCUCAUGAUUUGAUUCUAAAGUGGAGAUAAACUGCCAUUUUUUAACACAUGGAUCCACUGUAUACAUUCAUCAGACCUCCUUGUAUCACCAGAACCAGGUUCAAUGUAUUUCUCUGCUCUCUCUCUCGAGCAUAAAUAAGCUGAGUGAGGAUGAGCUUUAACAGAGGAAUGGAGGACGCUGCUCCCCUCUUUUACUCCCCCAUCCCCCUCCCCCGAUCCCCGCUACCUCCCCGCACAAAAAAAAAAAAAAUCAAGGAGAGCGCUCAUCCAAGCUGAGUGGACAGCCAGCCAGCCAAUCAGCUCCUUGCACAUUAGCUCUGUCAUCAGGCUUGGAUAUUGAGGAAGGAUCCACUGCUCUGCUGCUACCGCCGCCGCCGCUGCUGCCGCCGCCGCCGCCGCCGCCUCUGCUGCUCGUUGUGUAUAUGUAUAUGUGUGUGUCCGUGUAGGUGUGUGUGCGUGCGUGUGUGUGUGUGUGUGUGUGUGGGUGGACGCCUGAUGAAAUGAAAUGCCAGGAUUGGGCUACCUCCAGGGAGAGCCUCUCCAUCCUAUAAUGUGAGCCAGCCAGCAGCACUGUGAGAUCAGGGAGAAGCUGCAUCCAUCAAGCAACGGGCCUCCGGUGGACCAGGCGUGAUCCAACGGGAGGGGAGAUUUUUUUUAAAAUAUUUUUCUUCUCUGCUGUGGAGAGAAGGGAUUGUCGUCAUCCCCCCCAUCCAUCCUUUUUUUCUUCUUCUCUGUGGUGCCCCCUCCUUCCUCCUUCGCCUCCACUCUCAUUUUUCCCCCCUCAUUCUUCUAGAGGCGCUCGUUGGAAUAUCAAACCUCCAUGUAUGACAAUUUGUACCUGCAUGGAUUUGAAGACUCGGAGGCGGGCUCAGCGGAUUCAUAUACUAGCAGACCAUCAGACUCAGAUGUCUCUCUGGAGGAGGAGCGGGAGGUGCAGGCCCAGGUCCAGAGCCAGAGCCAGAGCCAGAGCCAGAGCCCAAGCCAGAGCCAGAGCCAAGGACCGGGACAGAGCCGCCAGGAGAGGGAGCAGCAGGCCACCACUCAACUGGAUAGAGCCAAGACUAAACCUGUGGCAUUUGCCGUGAGGACCAACGUCAGCUACUGUGGCGCUCUGGAUGAGGAUGUUCCAGUACCAGCCACGGCCAUCUCCUUUGACGCCAAGGAUUUCCUCCACAUAAAAGAGAAGUUCAACAACGACUGGUGGAUCGGCCGGUUAGUGAAAGAGGGCUGUGAGAUCGGCUUCAUCCCCAGCCCUCUGAAGCUCGAGAACAUCCGCCUCCAGCAGGAGCAAAAGAGAGGACGUGUCCAAGGUAAGUCUGGGGGGAAAUCUUCUUCCAGUGUAGAGGAUGAGGUUUCUGCCUCUAUCCGACCCCUCAUAUCCUCGGCAGGAAAGCAGAAACAGAAAGUGACGGAGCACAUCCCCCCGUACGACGUGGUUCCCUCUAUGAGGCCUGUGGUGCUGGUGGGACCCUCGCUCAAGGGUUAUGAGGUUACAGACAUGAUGCAGAAAGCUCUGUUCGACUUCCUCAAGCACAGGUUUGAUGGCAGGAUAUCUAUCACACGAGUCACGGCAGAUAUAUCAUUAGCCAAGAGGUCUGUUCUCAACAACCCCAGUAAGAGGGCCAUCAUCGAAAGAUCCAACACUCGCUCCAGCUUAGCCGAGGUGCAAAGUGAAAUCGAGAGGAUCUUUGAGUUGGCCCGCUCCCUGCAGCUGGUGGUGCUGGACGCUGACACCAUCAACCACCCAGCCCAGCUCCUCAAGACCUCCCUGGCCCCCAUAAUUGUUCACGUUAAAGUCUCCUCGCCAAAGGUCCUGCAGAGGCUAGUCAAGUCCAGAGGGAAGUCCCAGAGCAAACACCUGAAUGUCCAGCUUGUGGCAGCUGACAAAUUGGCCCAAUGUCCUCCAGAAAUGUUUGACAUCAUCCUGGACGAGAACCAGCUGGAGGACGCCUGUGAGCAUCUUGCCGAAUACCUCGAGGCCUACUGGAAGGCAACCCAUACCUCGAUGGCGACGCCCCUGAACCCCCUGCUGGGACGCAACCUGGGCCCCACCACCCUCACCCCCUACCCCACCAGCAUCACUGGACUGCAGCAGAGCCAAAGAAUACGACAGAGCAACCACACGGGAGACCACUCCACCCCGAAUGAACGGCGCAAUCUGAUGACAUCAGACGAAAACUACCACAAUGAGCGGGCGCACAAGGGACGCAACCGCAUGUCUUCUGGCUCACAGCAUAGCCGAGAGCAGCAGGACCCCUACCAGGACUACCAGGACCCCUAUCAGGAUGCAUACAAGCCACAUCGCAAUCGCAGCUCACCGGGCAGCUACAGCCAUGACUCCCGGCACCGGCUCUGAGCCCACUUCCGUCACCACCGGGGCCCAAACGGCCCAGAUUCCAAAAUAAACGCUGCAACAGAGCCAAGACGGUCCCAAAUUGUACCUUUUUGUUUCGGUUUGCGUUAAUUCGUUUUGUCUACCUGGCUAUUUUUCUCUUUAAAAGUCCAACAGAAUCACGUUCAGGUGUUUGUUUUUAAUCAAGCUGCAGGGCGACCUCCGUCCAUCAACAGCGCGAGUAGUCAAGAGGUUCAGGACGCC
Messenger RNA from Anarrhichthys ocellatus (wolf-eel), 2812 nucleotides. Its product is annotated as voltage-dependent L-type calcium channel subunit beta-4-like. The record is from RefSeq and is a predicted model, not a curated record. Gene Ontology annotation, molecular function: voltage-gated calcium channel activity; protein binding. Gene Ontology annotation, cellular component: voltage-gated calcium channel complex. Gene Ontology annotation, biological process: calcium ion transmembrane transport. The transcript has 13 exons. Bases 1037 to 2572 code for a protein of 511 amino acids. Lineage: Eukaryota; Metazoa; Chordata; Actinopteri; Perciformes; Anarhichadidae.